UGCACGUAAGAAUAUGACUGAGUUCUGGAAAGAGCAUUCAGUGGAGGCUACAGUAGAAGAGAUGAUGCUGGAUUCUAGUGCCCAGCAAAUCUCACAGCAUGAAAUUCCAGAGAUCCUGAGUACUCUGCCAAAGCUGGGUGGCAUGAAGGUGCUUGAGCUUGGAGCUGGCAUUGGGAGAUACACAAAACAUCUUGUGAAAGUUGCUCGUCAUGUUACUGCUGUGGACUUCAUGCAGAAGUUCUUGGAUAAGAACAAGGAAGAUAAUGGUCACUACAGCAACGUAGACUUUCUUCAGGCAGAUGUCACUUGUCUGCAAUUUCCUGACAAUAGAUUUGAUCUCAUCUUCUCCAAUUGGCUGUUCAUGUACUUGAAUGAUACCGAGCUUGAAUCUCUAACGCAAAGGAUGCUCAGGUGGCUUCAACCAAAUGGUUAUCUUUUUUUCCGUGAGUCCUGUUUCCAUCAAUCAGGAGAUACAAAGAGGAGCUUCAAUCCCACAAAAUAUCGAACUCCAGCAGAUUAUAAUCACUUGCUGAUGUCUGUGGUACAGGAAAACCCAAUGGGUGGAGAACAGUGUUUUGGUUUUGAAAUUGCCAUGACUAAGUCAGUCCAAACUUAUAUUAAGAUGAAGAAGAACCGAAACCAGUUAUGCUGGCUUUUGCAGAAGGUGGAACGCAACCAAUCAGCCAAUCAAGGAUUUGAGACCUUUCAGCAGUUUCUAGACAGCAGGCAAUACUCACGCCAAGGCAUACUAAGAUAUGAAAAAAUCUUUGGUAGAGGCUAUGUCAGUACAGGUGGACCCCACACCACCAAGGAGUUUGUUGAUAUGUUGAAUCUUCAGCCAGGACAGCGAGUGCUUGAUGUUGGUUGUGGAAUUGGCGGAGGAGAUUUUUACAUGGCAAAGGCAUUUAAGGUUGAAGUACUGGGGAUGGAUCUUUCAUCCAAUAUGGUUGAGAUAGCAAUGGAGCGUGCCUUACAAGAAAGCAUACCUUUGGUCCAGUUUGAAGUUGGAGAUGCUACAAAGAGACUGUUCCCUGAUGGUUCUUUUGAUGUAGUGUAUAGCCGGGAUACUAUCCUGCAUAUCAAAGACAAACUGGCUCUCUUCAAACAGUUCCAUUCUUGGUUGAAACCAGGAGGAAAAGUGUUGAUAAGUGAUUAUUGUUGUGGAGAGAAACCCUGGUCUCCUAUCUUUGAGGAAUAUGUCCAGAAAAGAGGGUACAUUCUCUGUACACCUCAGGAGUAUGGCAAGUUAUUGGAAGAGGCAGGAUUUCAGCAGGUACAUGCAGAGGACAGGACUGCCCAGUUUGUUCAAGUACUGAAGGAGGAGUUGCAAAAAUUUGAAGACAUUAGAGAUGAAUUCAUUGAGGAAUUUUUAGAGGAGGAUUACAACGAUAUUAUCCAAGGUUGGAAUGAAAAGCUGAAGCGAUGUGAACUGGGAGACCAGCGAUGGGGAUUGUUUUAUGCUGAGCACAAAUGAAUUUAGAGAUGAAGAGAAUGAGCAGCAUAUAUGAAUCUUGUAGGUCAACUGUCCAUUUGUAAGCACUCAACAACAGAAAAAGCAGAUAAUUUAUUCAAAAACACUGUAGAUCUCGUGUAACACAGCAUAACAUUACCUUCUCAUACCUGAUUAAUCAAAUGGUUAAUUUACUGUAACUUCCAGAGUACAUCUUUUGAAGAUGGUUCCUUUAUGCAUUAAAUACAUGCCUCUUUCUUGUAGAGACCAUACAAGUUGGAUCUCCAAAAGCACUUCCUUUGUGUUUUCUUCACACAAUCCAAAAUACAUAUGUUUUAGACUAAUUGACAAUUUUGAAAAUGGCUAUGUGUGAGUGAGUGGAAUCUUCGGUGGUCUGGUGUCAUGUCCAGGGCUGUUUCUUACUUUGUGCCUAGUGCUUCUGUAAACGGCUGUGACUCCCCACAACCUUAUAUCAUAUUAAAUGGUUUUCAGAAUGUUAUGUUUUGUUAUAUUGCAUUCAUAAAUUAAUAUAUUAUCACAUUCUUUAAAAAUAACGCACAUUUGCAGAAAUGAGCUCAUAGCUUACUGCCUUAAAUGCUGACGCAGAAUUAAAGUUUGCAGAAAGUGAAAUUGUACAG
Polypterus senegalus (gray bichir) is the source of this 2088-nucleotide messenger RNA. It is a transcript of the gene pmt, whose product is annotated as phosphoethanolamine methyltransferase. The transcript is spliced from 11 exons. Lineage: Eukaryota; Metazoa; Chordata; Cladistia; Polypteriformes; Polypteridae. The record is from RefSeq and is a predicted model, not a curated record. The coding region runs from base 14 to 1474 and encodes 486 amino acids.